This is a messenger RNA of Hippoglossus stenolepis (Pacific halibut), 4356 nucleotides long. Its product is annotated as proline-rich protein 36. The coding region runs from base 55 to 4299 and encodes 1414 amino acids. The transcript has 7 exons. Lineage: Eukaryota; Metazoa; Chordata; Actinopteri; Pleuronectiformes; Pleuronectidae. The record is from RefSeq and is a predicted model, not a curated record.
GAAAAGCUGAGUAUUCACCUCAGACCUGUGCAUAAUUCCUUUCUAUUGUUUCUGAUGGCGUGGAGUGUGGGCAGUAAAAGUUUACUAUGUCUAGGACUUUUUGUGGUUGCUAGUUCAUUUUGCAGUUGUAGCCCCCUGACGAGGCUUAAGGCACUGGAUAAAUCAAAAGAAAACUCGAUGAUUAGCCGAGGAAGUGGUCUGCACCAUGGACGACUCCUCAUUGGGCAAAACUCUCUGCAAGGUGCAAAAGUUAAAGCAAUCGGUACCUCAAUGGAACUCCUGGAUUUAGAUGCUGAUUACCAAGCUGAUAUUGGUUGGGCAGAGCCCAAACAAGCUAAAGGACAAGGUGACGACUCGUCAAGCCCAAAGCCAGGCGAGGCAGUGGUGGAUCAACUUCUUAAACUGGAACCGAAGGUUGAAUGUACAGGAGACUCCAUGAAGCUUCAAAUCCAGGGUGCUGCCUCUACCCCUGGAUCUCUAUUCUUUGUGGACCGAGGAAGCAACCUGUCUCCACUGCCCCUGUCCAAGUUGCCUCAAAGCUGUGGUUACACAAUCCAGUCAACAAGGAGAGAUUUUGUCUUGGUUGCACCCUAUGAUGGCUGCUUUGUUGCUCAUGAGGAGGACUGCUAUGUUCUCCCCUUGCGUUGGUGCGGGUUACCGGUGAGGAUGUCAUGUCCUUUGAUGAGACCUUCUGCACCUAACCCUCCAAUGGUCACCUGCCACUCUGAGGGCAUGGUUGUGAAAACCGAUUGGAUGAUCUCUGUUGCUAAAAUUAAAGUAAACUUGAAUGAUGUCUGGGAGCCUCUGAUGAGGGCCUCAGCCAAAUGUGGGUUCAGCAUAGUUGUACAUCCUGAUGGUGUUGUCAUCUCUGUUCCCUAUGCACCCUGCCUGAAGAAAAAGGAUGGUCUGUACACCCUGGAACUCUAUGGAGAUGGAGAAACCAAAAUUUCCUGUCCAUCACUGUCAGCAACUGAACCUGAACCCACAAAAAGCCCACCAAAGUAUCCAGAACUGCAAACUGAAGUGCCAAGCAAAGGGGUACAUCCCAUGACCCCAUCUCAUAAUUCUGGUUCACCUCCUGAUCAAACUUUUGCUCAGAACCCAGAGGUACCAUACUAUCCUUCGUACCCACAUUACUUCUACCCUUAUCCAGAUCUUAAACCUGUAACUACUGCGCAGCCACUGUCAUCUCCUUUAAGCAAGACAACUGAAGUGCAAUCCAAACAAACUGCCCCUGAAGGACAAAUGCCCCAGAAAUUCCAGCCUUUUUAUGUCUGGCCAUCUCAACCUGAACAAGUGCCUGUUGAAAAAGAGACUCCAGUAGACUCUUCAGCCACCCAACGACCUAAUGAAAAAGUGGAAAACCCUUUUUAUCAUUAUCCACACAAUUUUCAACACCCUAACUUCAUUCCUGUACAGAUGCCUGAAAACCCUGCUACGCAGUCACCAGUAACUAAACCACCGCCAGGUAAAUUCCCUGAAUAUGUCCUUCCAAAUUACUACCCAUCUGGACCUACUCAGAAACCUCAAGAACCCACUUCAAGCAAACCUGAGAACCAAGAAUACAAACCACAACCGGUACCCCCAGUUUCUCAGGAACCUCAGGGACAAAUAUACCAGCCGUUCUACCCAAACCCAUUUUACACUCCCUUAUGGCCUCAAGGCCCUUACCAGCCACAGAUGCCAACCCCUACACUGGCUCCAAAGGGCCAAGUAAACCCUGAUACGCAGUCACCAGUAACUAAACCCCCGCCAGGUAAAUUCCCUGAAUAUGUCCUUCCAAAUUACUACCCAUCUGGACCUACUCAGAAACCUCAAGAACCCACUUCAAGCAAACCUGAGAACCAAGAAUACAAACCACAACCGGUACCCCCAGUUUCUCAGGAACCUCAGGGACAAAUAUACCAGCCGUUCUACCCAAACCCAUUUUACACUCCCUUAUGGCCUCAAGGCCCUUACCAGCCACAGAUGCCAGCCCCUACACUGGCUCCAAAGGGCCAAGUAAACCCUGAUACGCAGUCACCAGUAACUAAACCACCGCCAGGUAAAUUCCCUGAAUAUGUCCUUCCAAAUUACUACCCAUCUGGACCUACUCAGAAACUUCAAGAACCCACUUCAAGCAAACCUGAGAACCAAGAAUACAAACCACAACCGGUACCCCCAGUUUCUCAGGAACCUCAGGGACAAAUAUACCCGCCGUUCUACCCAAACCCAUUUUACACUCCCUUAUGGCCUCAAGGCCCUUACCAGCCACAGAUGCCAGCCCCUACACUGGCUCCAAAGGGCCAAGUAAACCCUGAUACGCAGUCACCAGUAACUAAACCACCGCCAGGUAAAUUCCCUGAAUAUGUCCUUCCAAAUUACUACCCAUCUGGACCUACUCAGAAACUUCAAGAACCCACUUCAAGCAAACCUGAGAACCAAGAAUACAAACCACAACCGGUACCCCCAGUUUCUCAGGGACCUCAGGGACAAAUAUACCCGCCGUUCUACCCAAACCCAUUUUACACUCCCUUAUGGCCUCAAGGCCCUUACCAGCCACAGAUGCCAGCCCCUACACUGGCUCCAAAGGGCCAAGUAAACCCUGCUACGCAGUCACCAGUAACUAAACCACCGCCAGGUAAAUUCCCUGAAUAUGUCCUUCCAAAUUACUACCCAUCUGGACCUACUCAGAAACUUCAAGAACCCACUUCAAGCAAACCUGAGAACCAAGAAUACAAACCACAACCGGUACCCCCAGUUUCUCAGGAACCUCAGGGACAAAUAUACCAGCCGUUCUACCCAAACCCAUUUUACACUCCCUUAUGGCCUCAAGGCCCUUACCAGCCACAGAUGCCAGCCCCUACACUGGCUCCAAAGGGCCAAGUAAACCCUGGGACAUCAAACCCCCAAAUCCCUGGGAAAUUGUCACCCAGUAAACCACCUUCAGCUCCACAGAGCAAAGUGCCAUCACAACCUGAAGCUCCUGCAGGCGAAGUACAACAGCAGCUCUAUCCCUACUUCUACCAACCAGAGCCUGAAAAACAACCAGAUGAGAAGCCACAACCAUCUCAGGAACCAGGUGCUAAACCAGCUGUCAACCCUCCAGAAGGCAAUGUGUAUUACCCUUUUAACCCUUAUUACCCCCAGCAGCCUCAGCAGAUAACGUUACCCCCUACUACCUCCACACAGAGACCACAACCUAACAAAGGACCUAGUAAUGGUGGUAAUGUCCACCAAGGUCCACAACCAGGCUCUCCAUAUAUGCCCCCUUUCUACUGCCCUCAAUUCUGCCCAUCUGGCAUUUCUAAUUGCUGUCCACAAAUUGCUUUUCAUCAACACAUGCAUCAUUUUGUUCCAGCUGGACUUGGCAGUGAAAAUGCUCCUCUAGUCUAUCCAGUAAUGCCAUAUCUCUCUUCAUUGGGAUAUUCUGGGAUUGAUAGGGGCUUGGCUGAUCCCUCUCCAGAGCAAACAGUGUCAACAACUGCCACCUCUGCAACCGCUUUACAACAGGCCCUUCCACCUCAGAAUGAACAGCUGCCAUAUCUCCUGCCACCAGAUGGUGUCAGUAUACCUAUAAAUCAGAUGCCAACCUACCCUUAUUUUGUACCCAAUCUAUAUCUACAACAAAAUUUACCACAAAGCCAGUCAGCAGUUAAUUACAAUGCACCCUCUAGACCCCAGGCUCCUGGUAAUUGGCAAGGAAAUCCACAUUAUAUACAGUCACAACUGAGUCAACUACAGCUUUUGGCAAACCAGCAAAGGGUGCCCAGAGCCACGGAACUAAAACCAUCUAAUGUGAAAACCAGUGAUUCUGAAGAGCCAAUGCAAGCUAAAGUCAAAAGUGUAGCUGAUCGUUUUCUUGUCCCUAACCCCAUGCUUCAAGAUGCCCGAGCACCUAUUGCAAACUCCUCACAACAAUUUCUUGGUGCCUUAAAGAAAUCUACCAAUGCUCAAUCAAAGAGUUAUGUGCUGCUACAGCAGGGCCCACCAGGUAGGGAGCGCAACAGUAACACUGAAGAUCUGCUUGCUGACACAACCCUCCAGUCACAAAAUCUUAAACCCCAUCAUCGGAAUUUAAAUCCCCUACAGGAUAACCCCCCAUUUGUCUCUGCAAUGGAUGGCUCUCAUUUUGCACCAUUGCCCAAGGACUCUUUCAAUACAGCGCAUAUAAAUCCUGAAUUAUUAGAAAAAAUUUGGAAACUCAGGCGACCCCUCGGCUACAACCAAAGGAUUCCAGCCCAUGCUCCUGGAGAGGAAUUUCAAGGAUGGCACUCAGCAGCUGACCAAAGGACUGGAACUAUGCGCCCAGAGAGGUGAAGAACAUCAGAACUAGAAACUAGUUGCAUUCAAUUUGAAUAAAUGAUUAAAACAGUA